Messenger RNA from Adineta steineri, 4697 nucleotides. NCBI's taxonomy places the organism in Eukaryota, Metazoa, Rotifera, Eurotatoria, Adinetida, Adinetidae. The record is from the annotation of a GenBank genome assembly.
GUUCACUUGUUAAUAGUCCAAAUAUAAGAAAUUAUCGAUGUUUAUUAAAUGAAAAUCCAUCAAGUUCAUUUUGUCUCAAUGAUCAAAUUGUUAAUUUAACCAGUCUAUUAAAUGAAUUCGAUCAAGAUUUUAAACAAACACAAAUUGAAAUCAAUCAUGAACAAGAUGAAAUUAAGAAUUUAUCAAGACGUGCACAAAAAGAAUAUGAACGUGUACGUGAACAAGUUAAAUUAAUGCAAGAUUUUGCUGAUGAUAUUGAUGCAUUCUCAGCUAAUUUAACACAACAAAGAAAUGAUGAUCCAACUUAUAUAGUUAAUCUUAUUGAGAGAGUUUACGCAACUAUUGAUCGAUUUGAACUUGAACCUGAACAAAGUGUAAUAAAAAAUUCCAGUCAAUUAUCUUCUCAAUUACAUACUUAUCUUCAAUCAUUAAAUAAUGACCUUAGUAAUCAUUUAAAUGAAAUUGAUAAACUUAAUAAUCAAACAUUUCAUUUUGAACAACGUACAAUACAAAUGGAAAAACAUAUUCAACAAGCUUAUGAAAAACUUCAACGUGUAUCACAACAAAUUACAACACUCGAUAAUACAAUAAAAUCAAUACGUACAAUAUUAAAACAAAGUUCAGGAUUAAACGAAGCAACAAAUAUAAAAUUAUCGAAUACAACACAAUUAUUACAAAAUGACUUAAUGAUAAAUUUUAAUCAAUUAAAAAUGAUCUAUCGUCAAACAUUAACAAAUGCAGAUAAUUUAAAUGGUUCCAUACAAAUUUUACUUUCAGUCGUUAAUGAAACAAUUGAACAAAAUCGUCUUGUUCAUAUAAGUGUUCGACAAGUAUUUAAUUAUGUACAAAAUUUAACAGAAACAUCCGAACGUUUAGAUAUGUUAUAUGAAAAUAUGAAACAACAAAAUAAUGUUACAUUAUUAACUGUAUUUGUUUAUAAAAAUAUAAUUGAUACAGUUAAUUUAGUCGAUACAACUUCAACUGAAUUAGCUAAAAAUCUUUCAAAAUCACAAGAACAUAUUGCUCAACAACGACAACGUAUUGAGAAAUUAGGAAAAGAACGAUUAGAUCAACCAUUAUUAUUAUCAUUUGAAACAGAAAUUAAAUUAAAUCUAAAUGAUGAACAACGUUUAGAACGUUUAGAACGUUCAGCUGAAAGUUAUCGUCAAUCAUUAAGUACAAGUGAAAAAUUAUUACCAGCAUAUAAUUUACGUAUUGGUGAAUUAAAAUCAACAGCUGAUAAUGUUGAACCACAUUCAACACGUAUGUAUGAUGAUAGUCAAGCAAAAACAAAUGAAUUUGCACGUUUACGUGAAAAAAUUCUUGCGGAAAAACCUAUGAAUGCAUCAACAUUAAGUGAUCGUCCAUUACAAAUGGAAUUUAAUGAUAUUAAACAAUCGAUUCAACGUAUGAAAACUUGGGAAUCAGAUACAGAUCAACAAUUAAGUAAAGCAAAAUAUCGCUAUGAUGAAACAAUAAAUACUCAAGAUAAUAUAGCUGAUAUUAUAGCUGAUAUUCGUCGUCUUGUUGAUGAAUCACGUUCAAUUGUUAGUUCUGUUCGUGUUGGAGCACAAUUUAAUCGUACAAGUGGUGUUAAUUUACAUAAACCAUAUAGUAAAUCUUAUGUUAAUUUAAAUAAACAACAUUCAAAAUUAGCACUUUCAUUUCGUACAACUGAAUCUGAUGGAUUAUUAGCGUAUGCUGGUAAUGAAAAUGAUGAUAGAUAUAUGUCAUUAAGACUUAAUCAAGAUGGACAAAUUGAAUUUACUUAUGAUGUUGGACAACAACGACCAACAUCAAUCAUAACACCAAGAUCAUUUAUUGAUAAUCAAUGGUAUGAUGUUACAGGUGAAAGAAUUGGUUCACAUGGUCAACUUACUGUUGUUGAUAUUAAUGGUACAGAUGUAUUUGUUGGUACAAGUGAUGCUGAAAGUGGUGGACAAUCUAUACUUGAUUUACAUGAUGAACGAUCUGUAUUUUUAAUUGGUGGUGUACCAUCACAAAUAUCUUUGAAACAAACUUAUCCAGCAUUUUCUGGUUCAAUAUCAAAUGUACGUCUUGAUGAUCAAAGUGUUAGUUUAUGGAAUUUUCAAUCGGCUAUGAAUUAUAAUCAAGGUUCAAUACCAUCAAUAAUUCAUCGUGAAUCUGUACCUGGUUUUAGUCUUAAAGGUGAUGGUUAUGCAAUAUUUUCUAAACGACGUUUACGUCGUCUUGAACAUUCAUUUGUCUUAACAAUUAUAUUUAAAACAAAUGCACCCAAUGGUCUUCUAUUUACAUAUGGUGGUGGUGAUUUUGAAAAACGUUUUUUUGCUGUACAAAUUAUUGAUUCACAUCCAGAAAUUCUUAUUAAUACAGGUAGUGGUCUUGUUAGUUUACGUCUUGAAGAUAAUGUUCAUGAUAAUCAAUUACAUCGUUUACAAAUAAAAAAACAAAAUACAGAAAUCAUUGUACAACUUGAUAAUCAAUUAUCGGAAUCAAUAACUGAUCGUGAUGAAGAAUCACGUAUUGAAGGUGGUAAUGAUGAUAUUUAUGUUGGUAAAUAUAUUGGACUAGAUUCAUUACGUGAUACAAUAACAAGUCGAGGUUUUAGUGGUUGUAUACAAUCAAUUCUUAUUGAUCGUAUUGAAUUAACAUUUAAAUCUGAACAUUUUAAACGUAGUGAAAAUAUUCAAACAACAUGUUCUAUUGAACAAAUUUUACGUACAGUACAAUUUAAUUAUCAUUAUGAUCAAGAAAGUUAUGUUGAAAUAUCAGAUAAAAAUUUAACAAUACCAUGGGCUAUAACAGCACGUUUUCAAUCAAAUCAACAAAAUGGUACAUUAGUAUAUAUGAAUAAUGAAAAUGACAAUAUCGAUAAAUUAAUAAUUUAUUUUGAAUUCAAUCAUCUUAUGAUUAAACAUAAAGAUUUACCAAUAAUACAAUGUGAAAAUAGUUUAUCAACGAAUUGGUGGAAUUAUAUAAGUAUUUAUCGUGAUACACAAUCAUAUCGUUUAUAUUUAAAUGAUACAGAAUGUGGUAAAUUAGAUAUUGAAAGUGAAUAUAAUGAUUAUCAAUUAUUUAAAACAGUAUUUAUCGGUGGUGUACCACAAAAUGUAUCAGAAGAUACACAACGUUUCUUUGGAUGUAUUGGAGAUGUUAAUAUAGAUGGUUCAUUAGUUAAUUUUAAUAAUGUUGUUAAAUUAAAAAAUACGGAACAAAAUUGCCCAACCAAUGCAUUUACUAGUAAUAAUAAUAACAAUAAUAAAUAUAAUAAUAAAGGAUCAGUAGUUUAUCCACCAUUUGAGUAUAAUGCUACGAAACCAACAUCUUCUGAUAGAUUUCAAUUAAAAUUACUUCAAUUUAAUGAUGAUUUCAGUAAUUAUAGUAUAAAUAGUUCUAUAUUACCAUCGAUUGAUUUACUUACGCCUUCAACUAUUCAAAUUAAAAAUGAAACAAAAGUAUCGAAUGAUGAUGAUGAUGACGAAGAAGAUGAUUAUUCAUCUCGUCAACAUCGUUCAUGUAAUUUACCUAUGAAACCUUCGAAUAAUCGUGGUCAAGAUAUCGGCUAUAGAUUUGGUGAUGAUCAUCGAGAAAGUCGUGGACAAAUAACAAUAUCAGAACCAUCAACUAGUCUAUCAAUGAAUAUUUCAUUUAAAUUUCGAACACGAUUUACACAUGGUUUAUUAUUCUAUUCAGGCAGUAAUGCUUUUGAUUCUUCAAUUUUAAAUGAAUUCAUUGCUGUAUGGUUAUAUAAAGGUCGAUUAGUUUUUGCGUUUGAUUGUGGAUCAGGUAAAGGUGAAAUUGAAAGUAUCAAUCGAAUCAAUGAUGAUCAAUGGCAUCGUGUUGAUGUUAUAAGACAUGGAAAUAAUGCAACUUUAUAUAUUGAUUCACAUUCCGAAGGUUUUAUUAUUCCACCAGGUACAAAACUAUCUUUAGAUACAGAUGGAAUAUAUUAUUUUGGUAAUAUACCAUCGGAUGAAACAUUUCUUUUAAAUCGUCGUCGUCAAUUACAUCAUUUUAAAACUCGACAUAAUUAUCUUCAAUUUCAAGGUUGUUUAAGUACAAUACAAAUUAAUAGUCAAGCAAUAACAUUUGAUACAAACGUUAACAAUGAGUAUAAUUAUAAUAUAAAAACAUGUUAUGAAUUUGAAGAAUCAGGAGUUUUUAUUAAUGGAGAAAAAGAAUUAAUACUUGAAAAUUCAUUUCGUCUUGGUCAACGAUUCAAUAUUUCAUUUCAUUUUAAAUCUCGUGUUAAAAGUGGUCUUCUUUUGGCUGCAACAAAUACUAAUGAAGAUAAUUAUUUAUUUAUUUAUCUUGAUAAAGGUAAUAUUGUUGUGACAUUAUUACAAAAUAAUAUUGAUGAAAUUCAUGUUGUUCAUUGGCCAAAUGAUAAUAAUGAUAAUGAAAUGUGUGAUGGUCAAUGGCAUACAGUUGAUAUUCAAAAAGAUCUAACAUUUAUUCGUUUACAUGUUGAUAAAUAUGAUGCAGAUGAAGAAUUAUUAUUAAAUGAUUUUGAUUUAAAUACUAAUGGACCAUUAUAUAUUGGUAAAAUGAAUAAAUUACCACCUAUUGUUGAUGAUAUACCUGUAUAUAUUGGUUGUAUAACAAAUAUGAAAAUAAUUGCCAUUGAUAAUGAUAACGAUGAACAUAAUUCAAUUCGACAUGCUAAAGCACUUCAUUCAAUUGAUGGAAUUGAAUAUUCAUGUCCAAUAAAUUAA